Molecule: messenger RNA, 8284 nt
Organism: Anguilla rostrata (American eel)
Lineage: Eukaryota; Metazoa; Chordata; Actinopteri; Anguilliformes; Anguillidae
Product: protein unc-79 homolog
Exons: 42
Coding region: 818-7876 (2352 amino acids)
Molecular function (GO): protein binding
Source: RefSeq, a predicted model, not a curated record
UGUGAUCUCUUCCCUGCUUUGCGCUUAAUGGAAUUAUCAGAAAAUGCAGACAGGAGGUCAUAUAUUCCAUCAAAUAAUAGUAAUAGUGCUAUAUGCAUGUUCUGAUAUUUAUUUUAAGAUUAUAUGAAGAAGAUGAGACCAUUACUGAAGUAUUAAAGUCCAAGAGCUUUACAGACGCACGCAAUGUUGAAUUAGGAUGUGAAAUCUAAUCUCAGACACAGAGAUAGCCGGAAAUUACACAUUUCCACUAUGAAUAUAUUUGUGCUUAACAUACUACACCUGUAGACUUAAACAGACACAUAAUCUGAAAAACCAUCUGUUGAUCAUUGCUAUCUUACGACACAUUGCAUUCGAUAUUAAAAUGAACAGCAUAAAUACACAUAUUCUGCCACUUCAAUACAUUCUGGAGGCGUUACAGCUAAUAGUUUAUGUCGAAGUCGAUUUGAAACGACAAAAUAAGAAGCGGGAUGAAAAAUAUUCAUGAAUGGCAAUUUGUCAGAGUUGGAUCAGUCCAUUUGUUACAAAGGUGUGCGUCUUUCUUGAUUUCUGUCUUGUAUACUGGAGGAACAGUUUCAUUUAAGAAUGGACGUGAAGUGACGAGGAUAUAAUCUGAUGGCACCACGAUGCUGCACGUUAAAAGCAAGUCCCUUGCCACUGCGCACAACAUAUAAUGCGACUUUCUGAUUCUGGGGCUUUAGUGGUAUAACCAAAUCUAUCAGGAGCGCGAGAGGGUUUAUUCACUUUUUAUGGACCCGGGGAAAAUACACCGCAGGGGUGAACAACGUAGAUCUAUAUUCCUUCGUCGCGACUUUUCACAAUGUCUACCAAAGCAGAGCAAUUUGCCUCUAAGAUACGGUACUUGCAAGAGUAUCACAACCGCGUGCUUCACAAUAUUUACCCUGUGCCAUCUGGAACAGACAUUGCAAACACACUGAAAUACUUUUCCCAAACCCUGCUCAGCAUUCUAUCCCGUACAGGCAGGAAGGAGAACCAGGAAGCUUCCAAUUUGGCCGUGCCCAUGACCAUGUGUCUUUUUCCUGUGCCAUUCCCACUCACCCCAUCUCUAAGACCACAAGUCAGUUCCAUCAACCCUACAGUUACUCGCUCCCUCCUUUACAGCGUUCUGCGCGAUGCCCCGUCUGACCGCGGGGGGCAGCAAAGUCGGGACGCACAGCUCUCAGAGUACCCCUCUCUGGACUAUCAGGGGCUCUAUGUGACGCUGGUGACCUUGCUCGACCUGGUGCCCCUGCUGCAGCACGGUCAGCACGAUCUGGGACAGUCAAUAUUUUACACUACGACUUGCCUCCUCCCUUUUCUCAGUGACGAUAUUCUGAGCACUUUGCCCUACACUAUGAUUUCCACUCUAGCCACCUUCCCCCCCUUCCUGCACAAGGACAUCAUUGAGUACCUGAGCACCUCCUUCCUGCCCAUGGCCAUAUUGGGCUCCACUCGAAGAGAGGGGGGCGUCCCAGCCUACGUCAAUCUCUCCGCCUCUUCUAUGCUAAUGAUUGCUAUGCAGUACACCUCAAACCCUGUCUACCACUGUCAGCUGCUGGAAUGCCUUAUGAAGCACAAACAGGAAGUAUGGAAGGACUUGCUAUAUGUCAUAUCCUAUGGACCAUCCCAAGUCAAGCCCCCUGCUGUUCAAAUGCUUUUCCAUUACUGGCCGAACCUCAAGCCUCCUGGUGCUAUCAGUGAGUACAGAGGACUACAGUACACAGCCUGGAACCCCAUCCACUGCCAGCACAUCGAAUGUCACAACGCCAUAAACAAGCCUGCCGUCAAGAUGUGCAUCGACCCCACCCUUUCUGUUGCUCUGGGAGACAAGCCCCCUCCUCUGUACAUAUGCGAGGAAUGCAGCCAGAGAAUCGCAGGGGACCAUGCAGAGUGGCUUCUUGAUGUGCUCUUGCCACAAGCAGAAAUAUCUGCCAUUUGCCAAAAGAAGAACUGCAGCUCCCACGUCAGGAGAGCGGUCGUCACCUGCUUCUCAGCCGGUUGCUGUGGGCGCCAUGGCAACCGCCCUGUUCGCUACUGCAAGCGUUGCCAUGUCAACCACCACAGCAGCGAAGUGGGGGCCUCUGCGGAGACCCACCUCUACCAGACCUCCCCCCCUCCCAUCAACACGCGCGAAUGUGGAGCUGAGGAGCUGGUGUGCACUGUGGAGGCUGUGGUGAGUCUGCUGAAGGAAGCGGAGAUCCACGCAGAGCUGCGGGAGUACGAGAUGAACAAACGCCGACAGAUGGGCCUGUCAGCUUCUCACCACUCCUUGGACAACAUCGACUUUGACAACAAAGAGGACGACCAGCAUGACCAGAGGCUGCUCAGUCAGUUCGGUAUCUGGUUCCUGGUGAGCCUGUGCACACCGAGUGAGAACACGCCCACGGAGAGCUUGGCCCGGCUGGUCAGCAUGGUGUUCCAGUGGUUCCACUCCACCGCCUACAUGAUGGACGACGAGGUGGGCAGCUUGGUGGAGAAGCUCAAGCCGCAGUUUGUUACCAAGUGGCUGAAGACGGUGUGCGACGUGCGCUUCGACGUCAUGGUCAUGUGCCUGCUGCCCAAGCCAGUGGAGUUUGCGCGGGUGGGAGGUUACUGGGACAAGUCGUGCAGCACGGUGAUACAGCUGAAGGAGGGUCUCAACCGGAUCCUGUGCCUGAUCCCCUACAACGUCAUCAGCCAGCCGCUUUGGGAGUGCUUCAUGCCCGAAUGGCUGGAGGCCAUCCGCACCGAGGUGCCUGACCACCAGCUCAAGGAGUUCCGGGAGGUUCUCAGUAAGAUGUUUGACAUUGAGCUGUGCCCACUGCCUUUUUCCAUGGAGGAGAUGUUUGGGUUCAUCAGCUGCCGGUUCUCGGGGUACCCGGCGUCUGUCCAGGAGCAGGCUUUGCUCUGGCUCCACGUGCUAUCAGAGCUGGACAUCGUGGUGCCUCUCCAGCUGCUGAUUGGCAUGUUCUCUGAUGGAGUGAACUCACUGAAGGAGCUGGCCAAUCAGCGGAAAGCGCGGGCGACGGACCUGUCAGGAAACACAGGGGCUCGAAGGGUGAGCGUGGUGUCGGAUCCGGGAAGGCGUGGCCAGCACAGCACCCUGAGCCCCUUCCCUAGCCCCUUCCGCAGCCCCUUCCGCAGCCCGCUGCGCUGCAGCCCCUUUAAGAACCUGGGCCACGCCCCCGCUCACUGCGCCCUCGACCUGGACUGCGAGGACGACGACAUGAACCUGGGCUGCUUCAUCCUGAUGUUCGACCUCAUCCUCAAGCAGAUGGAGCUGCAGGACGACGGCGUGACGCUGGGCCUGGACAACAGCCUGGCCAAGGACAUCAUGGGCAUCGUUAACAACGUCUUCCAGGCGCCGUGGGGCGGCUCGCACACCUGCCAAAAGGACGAGAAGGCCCUGGAGUGCAGCCUGUGCCAGUCCAGCAUCCUGUGCUACCAGCUGGGCUGCGAGCUGCUGGAGAGGCUGGCCCCCCGGGAGGAGAUUCGCCUGGUGGAGCCCACAGACAGCCUGGAGGACACGCUGAUCUUUCCCCGGGCUGAGUUCUCCAUAGGCAAUGACCAAGGGCCUGAGGAGGGAGACAACCCUGCCGGCAGACAGGCAGACAACCCCGGCAAUCAGAGCCACUCCCCGGACAACCCUUCCAUGAGGAACAAUGCUGAAAAGAAGUUCUCCUACCAGCAGCUGCCAGUGUCCCUCAAGCUCAUUUACACCAUACUACAGGAAAUGGCUAAAUUUGAUGAGCCAGACAUCCUCUUCAACAUGUUGAACUGCUUGAAAAUCUUGUGUCUUCACGGCGAGUGUCUGUAUUUGGCCCGCAAAGACCACCCUCAGUUCCUUGCCUAUGUCCAGGACAAGAUGCUGAUACCCAGCCUGUGGCGUAUGCUGAAGUCUGAGUUCUGCCAGCUGGCCUCCCUGGCAGUGCCCCAGCUCCUGCAUGCCCUCUCCCUGUCCCACGGUGCUGACAUCUUCUGGGGGAUCGUGGACAGCCACUUCAACAGCAAGGACUGGAAGAUGCGUUUUGAAGCAGUGGAGAGAGUGGCCGUGCUGUGCCGGUUCCUGGACAUCACCUCCGUGAACAAGAACCACCUGCUGAAGUACUCGCUGGCCCACUCCUUCUGCUGCUUCCUGGCCGCCGUGGAGGACGUGAACCCGGCCGUGGCCACCCGCGCCCGGCUGCUCCUGGACACCAUCAAGAGGCCCGCGCUGCAGGGCCUGUGUCUGUGCCUGGACUUCCAGUUCGACACGGUGGUGAGGGACCGGCCCAUCAUCCUGAGCAAGCUGCUGCUGCUCCACUUCCUCAAGAAGGACGUCCCGGCACUCAGCUGGGAGUUCUUCGUCAAUCGCUUCGAGACGCUGUCCUUGGAGGCCCAGCUGCACCUUGACUGCAACAAGGAGUUCCCUUUCCCCACCACCAUCACGGCCGUGCGGACUAACGUGGCCAACCUGAGCGACGCCGCCAUGUGGAAGAUCCGACGGGCGCGCUUCGCGCGGAACCGGCAGAAGAGCGUGCGCUCCCUGCGCGACAGCGUGAAGGGCCCGGCCGAGUCCAAACGGGCCUUCUCCCUCCCCGAGACGCUGAGCAACAGACUGCCUCUAAGGCUUGCGAGGCAAGAGCAGUCUGCCCCAACUCUGGGAGAUAUGAUAGAGAAAGUCCUGCCAGCGCAAUUUCUCCUGCCCUGUAACCCUGAUGGUUCAGCCCCUCUCCUAGGCCAGAACACGCCUGAGGAUGACUCAAUCAUUAAGGACCUGCAACCAGAGGAUGCUGGGAUAGACCACCAGACGGUGCACCACCUGAUCAUGGUGCUGAUGAAGUUCAUGGCGAAGGACAAGAGCAGCGCUGAGGCGGACAUCGGCAGCGCCAAGGCCUUCAACACGGUCAAGCGCCACCUCUACGUGCUGCUGGGCUAUGACCAGCAGGAGGGCUGCUUCAUGAUCGCUCCACAGAAGAUGAGAACCUCCACCUGCUUCAACGCCUUCAUCGCCGGUAUCGCUCAGGUUAUGGAUUACAACAUUGGACUGGGGAAGCAGCUGCUCCCCCUGGUGGUGCAGGUGCUGAAGUACUGCACCUGUCCCCAGCUGCGGCACUACUUCCAGCAGCCGCCCCGCUGCUCUCUCUGGGCUUUGCGUCCACACAUCCGUCAGAUGUGGCUCAAGGCCUUGCUGGUCAUUCUCUACAAGUACCCCUACCGAGACAUGGACGUGAGCAAGGUGGUGCUUCACCUGAUCCACAUCACUGUCAACACCCUGAACGCCCAGUACCACAGCUGCAGGCCCCACGCCACCGCGGGGCCUCUGUACAGCGACAACUCCAACAUCAGCCGCUACAGCGAGAAGGAAAAAGAGGAGGACAGCGUGUUUGAUGAGUCUGACAUCCAUGAUACCCCAACUGGGGCAGGCAACAAGGAGUCUCAGACCUUCUUCGCCCGACUGAAGAGAAUUGGGGGCAGCAAGUCCGUGAAGUACCAGCCUGUGGAGCUGAAUGCUCAGAAAAGUGAAAUUGAGCUGUCGGAGUAUCGCGAGGCCAGCGCCCUGCAGGACAGCAUCCUGCGCUGCGUGAGGGAGGAGAGCACAAAGAAGAAGCGGCUGCAGGCCAUGCACAAGCAGAAGUCCCUGGACAUCAGCAACACCGACUCAAUCCUCUUCAACUUGGACGAGCAUCGCAGGAAGUCCUGCAUCGACCGCUGUGACCUGCACGGCCCCCCGGCCUCCGCCUACAAUGCGCGCCAGGGGGACCACCACACUAAGGGGUCCUCCGAUGGCUCCUCGGGCAAGGCGGACGGCAACGACAACCAUGACCGGCGUGGCUCCAGGGACAGCAAGAGGCCCGUCAUCCCAGAGGUGCGACUGAGCUGCAUGGAGACCUUGGAGGACAAGCUGGACUCCCCCGAGGACACGUCGGAGGCCAAAGAAGACCCCGACCUCAUUGACCUCUCCUCUGACUGCACCUCCAUCCCUGAGAAGCACUCCAUCCUCUCCAUGUCCGACAGCGACUCCCUGGUCUUUGAGCCCCUGCCGCCCCUUCGGAUCGUGGAGAGUGACGAGGAGUUCGAGAACCCCCCUGGUGAUAAGCCCAACGGGAGGCCGCCUGUAUCCCCGGCCGCCAGCAACAGCUUCCGCCCAAAGCCUGUGGUGCAAGUGAGCGUGGAGGAGUGCCAGGCCCAGGACCCUCCAGGAAGCCCCUUGAAACCAAUGAGAAAGAGCCCUUCCAUGACCCCCACUGCCUCUCUGGAGCUUCCAGACAACAAAGAUCUCAUCCACACUGAAGACGUAAGUGACCAUUCCCACGAAAGCCCAUUGACCCUCAAGCAGAAGAGGGACCUUCUGAGAAAGACUCCCGCAGUUCCCGAAAUGUCCCUGGAUGAUGCCUGCACUCAACCAGAGGACAUCAAAGCUGGCGGGGGGUCGGGUGCCAGUCCCUCCGGGAGGUCCGUAUUCCUGAACAUCCCAGAAGAUGCGGGUUCUGACAACCAACCAGAGGGAGACGAGGAAGACUUUGGGGAGGAGGAGGACAGCGACCCCAAGAAUGAGGACGACAAUGAGGAAGCUGAGUUUAAGAUCCAGAUCGUGCCUCGCCAGCGCAAACAGAGAAAGAUCGCUGUCAGCGCCAUUCAGAGGGAAUACCUGGACAUCUCCUUCAACACUCUGGACAAGAUCGCAGACCAGGCCGGAGAUGCAGAUCACAGAGCUCUGUCCGCUCUGGAAAAGCCGCGGGAAUCCGCCUCGGCUCCCGCUCUCGAAGCCGCAAUCCCAGAAACGAGCAGCCGCUCUUCGAUAUCAACUCAGUACCGGCAGGUGAAGCGCGGGUCCCUGGGGGCCCUGACCAUGAGCCAGCUCAUGAAGAGGCAGCUGGAGCACCAGUCUAGCGCCCCGCACAACAUCAGCACCUGGGAGACGGGUGAGUGCCCAGCCUGGAGGCCCGCGUCUUCGGAAACUCGGGACCCAAAACCCACCUCCGCAGACGCCCUGCACGCUGCCUGCACCAAUCACCUCAAAGGUGCUACCAAGACCAGUCUUCUGUCUGCUCCCAGUACAGUCAGCAUGUUUGUGCCAGCCCCUGAGGAGUUCACGGAUGAGCAGCCCACCACCAUGACAGACAGGUGUCGUGAUUGUGGGGCGGUGCUGGAGGAGUACGAUGAGGACACCCUGGGGCUGGCAGUAGUGGUGCUGUCCAUGUUCAUCCACCUGAGCCCAGACCUGGCUGCUCCCCUGCUCCUGGACAUCAUGCAGUCUGUGGGCCGGUUAGCAUCCAGUGCUAAUUUCUCUGGCCAAGCCGAGAGCAUGUUGAUCCCGGGAAACGCCGCUGGCGUGGCCAAACAGUUCCUGCGGUGCGUGUUCCACCAGCUGGCCCCCAACGGCAUCCUGCCUCAGCUGUUCCAGAGCAACAUCAAAGAUGGAAGUUUCCUGAGAACUCUGGCUUCUUCUCUCAUUGAUUUUAAUGAACUGAGUUCUGUGGCUGCACUGAACCAGCUGCUGGAGGGUCUGAAUAAUAAGAAGAACCUGCCUGCGGGGGGCACUAUGCUGCACUGCCUGGACAACAUCGCAAGCUUCAUGGAGGCCCUCCCAAUGGACUCCCCCAGCAACCUGUGGACCACCAUCUGCAACCAGUUCCAGACCUUCCUCACCAAGCUGCCCUCUGUGCUACCGCUGAAGUGUCCCCUAGACUCCAGCUUAAGAAUCAUUAUUUGCCUGCUAAAGAUUCCCACUUCAAGCGCCACGAGGAGCCUUCUGGAACCCUUCUCCAAAUUGCUCAGCUUCGUGAUUCAGUACGGCGUCUUCAGCCUGUCCUACCUGGUGGAGCUGUGCGGCCUGUGCUACCGAGCCUUCAACAAGGUAAUAAGCCGCCCGCUUCGUCCCCUCCGUAACGGAAAAAAAAACAUGGCCGCGCGGUGAAGGAAAGGGCCGCGGUGUCUCUUUGAUGAAGUACCCAAUCAGGCGGUAUUGAUUUACAUAUUUCGGAGUGCUGGCGGUAAAUGCAUGGCCCGCAUAAGUGCACCUCUCCAUCAGUAAUGGAUGCGCCGGGGUAGGGCUGCUCGUGGGCCCUGCAGCGAGAGGCCGGCUGGAUGGCUCUCUACAUCACCACGCUUGUCACCGCUGCAGACUCCAUUUCCACCGCCUUUAUUGCUUUUGUCCCACACCGCCUAAUGUAUGCGUUGGAUUAAUUUAGCCAAUGCUCAAUGUGACCUAUUGCAUUUCAUGCACAGGAAAGUUUAUUGCAGUGAAGGCCUUUUCUCGACUAUUAAAGUGAGCUGCUGUUGCUGUUGGUGGUCUGGGAAAGGGUGUUAUAAUGGUUUAGGUGAA